Messenger RNA from Mus musculus (house mouse), 3967 nucleotides. It is a transcript of the gene Slco1a1, whose product is annotated as solute carrier organic anion transporter family, member 1a1. Gene Ontology annotation, molecular function: transmembrane transporter activity. Lineage: Eukaryota; Metazoa; Chordata; Mammalia; Rodentia; Muridae. The coding region runs from base 325 to 2337 and encodes 670 amino acids. Gene Ontology annotation, biological process: response to testosterone; transmembrane transport. The transcript is spliced from 14 exons. Gene Ontology annotation, cellular component: membrane; basolateral plasma membrane. The record is from RefSeq and is marked validated.
GAGCUGGAAGCAGCAUUCCUCCUUGGUUUUUGCAUUGACUCCAGCAUCCAGGUUGCUGCUUUGGGCUCCUGUCCUGACUUUCCUCAGCAAUGAAGUUAAUAAACAACUGUGAGCUAAAAUAAACCCUUUCCAUUUCAUUUCUCUUUGGUCCUGGUAUUUUGUCACAACAAUAGAAACUCUGACUAAGGCACUCUAUCCUUAAGAGAGAUUUUUUGGGGGGAUGACUCGUUACAGUUCAGAAAAUAAUUUAUUUAACAGCUUUCUCUGAGAAAGACAGCAGUAGGACUUUUAAAGCAAAGAAACUGGAAACAUUUGAAGAACACCAUGGAAGAAACAGAGAAAAAGGUUGCAACACAAGAAGGCAGAUUCUUCUCCAAGAUGAAGGUGUUUCUGAUGUCAUUAACAUGUGCAUACCUAGCCAAAUCACUAUCAGGAGUUUAUAUGAAUUCCAUGCUCACACAAAUAGAGAGACAAUUUGGUAUCCCUACAUCUGUAGUUGGAUUUAUCACUGGGAGCUUUGAGAUAGGAAACCUUUUGUUGAUUGUAUUCGUGAGUUAUUUUGGAAGGAAACUGCACAGACCUAUCAUUAUUGGUGUUGGAUGUGUGGUUAUGGGCCUGGGGUGUUUCUUAAUGGCAUCACCUCAUUUCCUCAUGGGCAGAUACAAAUAUGAAACAACAAUAUCACCUACAAGCAACUUGUCCUCAAACAGCUUCUUGUGUAUAGAAAACAGAACACAGACCUUAAAGCCAACGCAAGAUCCAACAGAGUGUGUAAAAGAAAUAAAAUCAUUAAUGUGGAUAUAUGUACUAAUAGGAAAUACUAUGCGUGGAAUUGGUGAAACUCCCAUAAUGCCCUUGGGUAUUUCUUACAUCGAAGACUUUGCCAAAUCAGAAAACUCUCCUUUAUAUAUUGGGAUUUUAGAAAUGGGGAAGAUUGUUGGCCCGAUUAUUGGACUUUUGUUGGGAUCUUUCUUUGCACGUGUUUAUGUAGACAUUGGGUCUGUGAAUACAGAUGACCUGACCAUAACUCCCACUGAUACACGCUGGGUCGGUGCUUGGUGGAUUGGCUUUUUGGUCUGUGCAGGAGUGAAUAUCCUGACCAGCAUCCCCUUUUUCUUCUUUCCAAAGACACUGCCAAAGAAAGAACUACAGGAUAAUGUGGAUGUGACUAAAUAUGAGAAAGUUGAAAAACAUAGAGAAAGAGCCAAAAAGGAAAACCUUGGAAUCACUAAAGAUUUCUUGCCAUUCAUGAAGAGCCUCUGCUGCAAUCCUAUUUAUAUGCUGUUCAGUCUUACGAGUGUGCUCCAGAUAAAUGGAUUUGCCAGUACAUUUACCUUCUUGCCCAAAUACCUGGAGCAGCAAUAUGGAAAAUCCACUUCAGAGGCAGUAUUCCUCAUAGGUGUUUAUAGCUUGCCUCCAGUAUGCCUUGGAUAUUUAAUCAGUGGCUUUAUUAUGAAGAAGUUUAAGAUCACUGUCAAGAAAGCUGCAUACAUAGCAUUUGGCCUGUCCUUAUCUGAAUAUUUUAUUUUUCUCUGUAACUAUUUGUUGACCUGUGAUAAUUUCCCAGUUGCUGGAUUAACCACCUCUUAUAAAGGAGUUCAGCACCCUCUAUAUGGGGAGAAAAAUGUCCUUGCUGACUGCAACACAAGGUGCAGCUGCUUAACGGACACAUGGGAUCCAGUGUGUGGGGACAAUGGCCUAGCUUACAUGUCAGCCUGCCUCGCAGGCUGUGAGAAGUCUGUUGGAACUGGAACCAACAUGGUGUUUCAAAAUUGCAGCUGCAUUGGGUCAUCAGGAAACUCAUCUGCAGUCCUGGGGCUGUGUAAGAAAGGCCCUGAGUGUGACAACAAGCUGCAGUACUUUUUAAUCAAGUCAGUAUUUUCCAGUUUCAUCUUCUCACUCGCAGCCAUCCCUGGAUACAUGGUUCUUCUGAGGUGUGUCAAAUCUGAAGAGAAGUCAAUUGGAGUUGGAUUACAUGCAUUUUUCAUAAGACUAUUAGCUGGCAUUCCGGCACCUGUUUACUUUGGCGCUUUGAUAGACAGAACCUGUUUACAUUGGGGAACUCUGAAAUGUGGUCAACCAGGGGCAUGCAGGAUGUAUGAUAUAAACAGAUUCAGGCACAUUUACCUGGGGUUGCCUGCAGCAGUGAGAGGAUCAAGCUUUCUCCCCGCAGUCUUCAUUCUAAUCCUUAUGAGGAAAUUCCAUUUCCCUGGCGACAUCCACUCUCCAGACACUGAACUUGCAGAGAUGAAGCUCACAGAGAAGGAAAGCGAGUGCACAGAUGUGUGCAGAAGUCCUAAGGUCGAGAACGAUGGAGAACUGAAAACUAAGCUGUAAUGAGUUUUCAACUGGCCUGUGCAAGGCCAUGAAUGGAAUGUACACUUCACUUUCUUUGAAUCAUGAGAGAUAUAGUAGGAAUCCUCAUCUUUAAGGACCUCAACAAUUAUUUUUUACUCAUAAUAAAAAACAAUUACUGAUAGCAGUUUCAGAACAUUAAGGUACUACUUCAGAUUUUCUCAGAUUAGACAUCUACGGUGACGCACACACUGAACUUUAAAGCUUCCUUCAUUUUCACAUGGCAUUUUCUCUUUUAACUCAAUCAAGGGGAGUUGUGUUUCCUACAUAUCUUCAAAUGGGUUUAAAGUUUUCCUAUUCCUGAAACAGCAUUCAAUUCUACUGAAUUUAUCCUUCAAUGUUGGAGGUAUUUAGAACUGAAAAUAUGCAUUCUGGUUGGGACACAUUGAAAAAGUUAUCUUUUCUAUGUUCAAGAUGUCUGCAUAGGUCUAUAUCUAGGAGUUUUCAAUUUUUUAUUAUUUUAGACAUGAGUUUCUAGGAUUAGACAUCUUUCUCAUGUGUCAUCUUCUGUUUUCAGUCUCUCCUUUGUUUAGCCCUGUCACACAUUUGAUAAUUUUGUUUAGAGCACUGACAAACUUAGUCGGGUUAUUAAAAAUCACAUUGCAAAGCUUGUUGGACCCAUUUUCCCUAGCAACUCAAAGUCGUUCAUGAAAAUCUUUCUUCAAAGCAACUAUUUGAGAAAGCCAGUUAUUUCAAAGGUUCUUUGUAAAGAUGUAGUUGUUCCUCAGCUGUACAAUGAUUGCCUAGCAUGUGUGCAACCCUGCAUUGAACCAAAAGGUAGAGUAGACUACUGACAAUAAUAGACAAAAUAAAGUAAAAUAAGAAAUAAAUGAAAAUAAAUCAGAGCUGGAUGCAGUAGAAGAUAUUCUCAAAGACUACUUUCUUAUACUCAGGAUGCCUCUGACUCAGUGGUCAUUUUUUUCAUGUGUCCUCAGAACACAUGAAUAAAAUGAUAACAUAUUUAAAAGUAUAACUAUAAUUUUAUAAUAAAUUAUAAUAAAGUUAUAAAUUUACAAUUAAAAUUAAACUAUAACAUGAAUAAAAUAACAUGACUGUUAACUUUCAGAAUCAGAGUAAAACUUUUAAAGUGAGAGCAGGCAGAUAGUUCAAUCGAAAGGGGUAUUUGCCACCAAGCCUCCACCUCAAACUAUAUAUGGAGGCAGGGGGUGGGGGGGAGGAGACAGAGACAGAGACAGAGACAGAGACAGAGAGAGAGUUUAAGCCAAGACUCUUGCUGAAAAAAAAUUUGGCUUAAUAAAAUUCAAAGUAUUUGUAAAAAACAAAAUCAAUUUGUAGUGGUUUGAAUAUGAAGUGUCCAUUCUCAGAUAGAACAAUAAGGCAAUAAGACAUUUGGUUUCCUGUUGAUAAUGCUGCUUAGGGAAGAUUGGGCAGGAAUAUCCUUGGAGGAGGAAAUACAUCACUGGAAUGACCUUUGAGAUUUAAAAACCUCACCCUUCUUCCAGUUCAUACUCUUCAUUGUUCUUUAAAGAUAUGAAAUCUUAGCUUCCUGCUCUAGUCACUGUACCUGCUGCUUGCUAUCAUACCUCCAUGACAUGAGAGGCUACAAUCCCUCUGAAAUCAUAAGCCAAAAUAAACUCUUUGUUUUAAAGGU